AUGCCUCUCGUUUCCAUUCCAGCAUUUCCAAAUUUCCUCAUCCCAUCUCCGUCAUUCCCUAAACGACAGUACAAAACACCCGAAAGCCAUGAUGUCGUGGACAAGUCAAUAGAAAAUGCGAACCCCCCUCAAUCUUCGGAGAACAAUAUUCGAGCCUUGAGAUCUUCACACUUGUCCUACAUUCGAUGUGCUCGCUGUGGAGCCCAUAUCUGCCAUACAUCUCAAAUAGUCAGCAAGGGGUUCACAGGCCGUCAUGGUCGUGCCUAUCUAGUCUCACCUACAAAUUCUACCUCGUCGAAUGGAUAUCAGCAAACAAACGAUACCGCUACACUAACAAAUACAAUUACCCAAAGGGCUGUUCCUCGUCAGUUAGUCACUGGCGCUCAUACAGUCGCCGAUAUAAACUGCAUAAUCUGCGGCAGCGUGCUAGGAUGGAAAUACAUCGCAGCAGAGGAAGAAGCGCAGCGGUACAAAGUCGGUAAAUAUAUCAUUGAAACGAAACGGAUUACGGCUUCUUCGUGUUGGGAAUUCCAGGAUGAUUUCCCUUCUCCUACCUCGGAUGAUGGUCCAGCUUCUUCGUUGACGAUGAGGCCUUCUGUCACCAGUGAUGAUUACUCCUCGGAUGUGGAGUUUGAUAGUCAGGAUGAAGAUGAGUGCGAGGAUCUGUUUGCCGGCGUCUGGAGUCCAGGCCUUGCAAGACGACGAAGGAAUCUGAAAUUGACCCGAAAGUCAUGA
Messenger RNA from Talaromyces marneffei, 735 nucleotides. RefSeq lists its product as uncharacterized. Bases 1 to 735 code for a protein of 244 amino acids. NCBI's taxonomy places the organism in Eukaryota, Fungi, Ascomycota, Eurotiomycetes, Eurotiales, Trichocomaceae. The record is from RefSeq and is a predicted model, not a curated record. The transcript has a single exon.